AUGAGCGGCGUGGGGUUCUUCGCGGCCGUCAAGUCGAUGGCGCCGUCGUCCAUCCGGCGGAAGCGGCGCAGCCUGAAGCAGCAGCGGUCGCUGCAGCUGCCCUGCUCGGAGGGGCUGGCCGCCGACACGGACUCCGCCUCCACCUCGGCGUCCGGCUCCAUCACCCCCGACGUGGUGCCCACCUGGGACAGCGGGGUGCCGCCCAUCACCCCGCCGGCAGCCUUCAAGGCCAGCACAGUGCCCGACAACUGUGAUCACCCACCAAUUCAGAAUCAAGGUCCUCCUGGAGGAGAUGGAACUCCGCCUCCAAAUGAGCGACAGUUCCAACAAUCCUUGCAACAACAGUUGCAUCAGCAGCUGCAGCAACAGUUCCAGCACCUUCAUCAACAGCAGCAAUUGCAACAACAGCAGCAACAUCAGCAAUCUCAGCAACAAAUGCUGGCUGCAUCACAACAGAGCAAUAGUAGUGGAGUCUUGACACUAUCGGAUUUGCCUGAGCCACCAAUUCCUGUGUCCGAAAUCGGUCCUAUUCCACCUCCACCCAUGUUUAGUUCCCCAAGUCCAACGUUACUAAGACUGCAUGGUGGACCAACAAGAGUGGAUAGCAGCAGUAGUGCGAGCAACAACAACGGCACCAGUGUUCAUAAUGCAGUUCCGCUUGACCUGUCCAACUUUGGAUAUCAAGAUCAAGAUGAAGAUGAUACCUAUGAGGACUAUGAUGAAGAAGAUGAUCAAUUCCACAAUCUUAGGGUAUCACAACCUGAUCCAAACAUCGACACAUCAAGAGUAGAAGAAAUUCCUGCCAAAGAACCAAAAUUCCAUGCUGUUCCACUGAAGUCAGCAAUGAAAAAGAAAGGCAAUGGAGCAGGAGGAAGCAGUGGACCAGGAACGCCAACCCAAGAAUCAAGACCUCUUGGUGUUCGACAAGAACAUAAUGCAUCUUUCAAAAGGCCUCCCUUGAGGUCUCGUGUGAGGAUUUGCACCCGCCCAGUGAGGUUUGGUAUUUCUCUACCCUGCACAAUGGAGAACAAGGAAAAUGCUCGUCCCUACAACUCAUCAAGAGAUGAUGACAGUGACUCAGGCGACGGACCUAUUUUGUACAGAGAUGAUGACGAAGAUGAAGAUAGUGAUAAUCGCCUUGCGGCUAAAAUUGCUCGUAAAGACAGUUUAGCAAUCAAGUUAGCUCUUCGCCCUGACCGCCAAGAGCUAAUAGAUAGGAACAUAUUGCAAGUACAGAGUGAUAAAGAAAGGCAAGAAAGUAAAGAAGCAGUAGGAGCUCGCCUCAUAAGACGACUGAGUAUGCGACCAACUCAAGAGGAGCUGGAAGAAAGAAAUAUAUUAAAGAAAAACUCUACAGCAGAAGAAAGAAAACUUAAAGAAGAGAAGAAAAGAAUGUUGCUGAGGAAACUCAGUUUCCGUCCGACUGUAGAGGAGCUGAAAGAGAAAAAGAUUAUCCGAUUCAAUGAUUACAUUGAAGUUACUCAAGCACACGAUUAUGAUCGGAGAGCAGACAAGCCUUGGACUAGACUUACCCCUAAAGACAAGGCAGCAAUUAGGAAAGAACUUAAUGAAUUCAAGAGUUCUGAAAUGGAUGUUCAUGAUGAUAGUCGUCAUCUUACCAGGUUUCAUCGGCCCUGACCAUCUCAAACACUGUUUGAGCGAACUAUCGGUUGGGUUCAUAUGUUGGUAUCCAUACCUCCAACUCAAAGUUGACCAAUCGGCUUUCCGACUGACCAAUGCAUUGCAAAUUAAUUUUGGAACAAGAUGAGCACCAAAUGACUUCUUAAAAAUGUGCGAUUUUGUGAUAGCAUGCGCGUAAGUUUGUUGGACUCUCUGAGCACAAGCAACGUGUGUGUGCCUGAUAGUGGGUAGUGAUACAGCCAAAAGUGCAAAAGAGAUCAAGAUUAAGAUUUUUAUUUCAUUAAUGUACAGAUAGGUGUUUAUGAACCAAUAUGCUCAGAAUUUAUAAUAAAUUCUGUUAAUAAUGUCAAUGAAGCAUCAUUAGUAUUUUAUUAUUUGUUGUCUUGACUUUUACUGUACAUACAUAGGUAGACUUACCAGUAUUGCCAUUUUUCACUGCAGUGAAAAAUGUUUCACAAAGUGCAUAGUGCACUUUGGGUACAUUCAACCUGUUGUGUGAUUUUUUUUCCUUUGUUGAGAAUUGAAUUAAAAAUAUUUGUUUACCUGCUAUAGGUUCAUUUGUGAAUAGAUGUUAAGGCUCAUUGUCAUAAGAGCUAGUGGUGGCUAAGAUUACCAAGUGUCUAAAAGUGUGGUUACAUUAUUGUCUUGGCUUACAGAUCCUGUCCGGAUAUAUUUUUGGGAAUGUCUGGUCAUGAUUCACAUUUUGAACUGUGAGGCUUUGUGCUAGAUGGCAUUGAUGUGUUAUUUAUUUAUGCAUAAUUUUGUCUUUUGGACAGUUAUGCUCAUUCAGAAAAUCUGUUUACUUCUCUCUUGUCUCGGAGGAAAAAUUGUUUAUGUAUAGUAGCGGGCAAACCUUAAAAACAUGUCCAUAUGUACAUCCAACAUUUGAACUCUCCAAAAGGAUGGAUUCAACUUGGGUCUGCAUAAAGAUUUGUUUCACAAACAGAAUUGAUGUGAUGGUUUGAACCUCUUUUGACACAGAGAUGCCUCCAGUUGCAGGAUCUCACAGAUAGUUACUAAUUUUCUGGUGCAAUGAAUGUUUGCUUUGGCUGUGUUCCAAAUCUACUUUAGUUGUGUUACCAUAUAGGCGUGUAAUUUGAUUGCUUAAGCCCCUAAAUUACAUUUUAAAAGAAAAUACUCAUUUUGUUUUUGAAAUUGACUGUCUUAAUGUCUGGGGCACAUUGUUUAAAAGCACAAAUGCUUUUUAUCAUAUUUAAUAUCAGUUUUGUGCCAUAUUGUCCUGUUAGUAUCUUUUGUUUGUUUUUUUUUCUUCUCCUUCAGAUAUUUGGUGGUUAUAACCAACUUGUAUAUUUUUAAUUGAAUGACCUUUAUAAUAAUUCUGAUCAUGUGCUAAGGUGACUACUCUCAACCAAAUCAACCACAAAAAUACUGUGAUGUGAUGGUCCAUAGGUUCCAUUUUCCUUAACUUCCAAAAUAUAUUUGAUACAAAAAAAUUGUUUCAAAGUUUGUUUUAACUUAUGCUUGUCUGCUCAAGUCAAAUUUUGUGUGCAUUUGUUUUACCUAGUCAGGAAUGUUAAUGCAUACGUCUUUUGUUGUUUUAAAAGUUCACAAUAUGAGAAGGGAUGAUUUUUCUUGUCACACAGAGAAUGAUCAUUUCUCCCAAUACAAAUGCAAUCAAGGCAUCUUCAUUUCUCUAUGUAAUUUGUUGGUUUUACAUGCCUUUGAUACAUUCAGAAGAGCACGGGGUGAUCAGCCUUUUCCCAAAGUUCUUGUGCUAUCUAAUGGGACCUUCACUUCUUCUUUUUUUUACCACAGCAUGUAUGGAACCAUCUUGCUUACUUUUUGCAGUAGUUAAUAAUAUUUCACACUACACAACAUUUUGAUGAGCUCAUCAUAUCAGUGUAACUUUUGUACCUUAUGUACAGGCUCUUCCUUCCAAUUAAUUACUAACUUCAUGUAUUUUGAGAAGGAAGGUAGAAACAAGAAAUUUAGCAUUGUAAAGGUAAAAUUUAUAGUGGAUUAAUGCAGUCAUUCCUCUUGAGACACUGCAGCUUGUGCGUUUAUAGAAUCUGCUCUGAGACUGCAAAUCUUCAACAGACUGCUCAGAGCUCAUGCUUUUAGUCAAAAAGUGCCUAUGUAACUAAAUUUACUUUUGAAUAAACAUGAUUAGUAAUAAACAAUGUGGUAGGAAAUGUGACACUUUAUUUUUAAUUUGUUUUGUUGAACAUGUUCGUACCUCAAGCCAAAAAGUGAUUAUUUUAAUAAGCAACUCAAUUUUUGAAUUAAAUGUAAAUGUUAUUCAGAUUAUUUAAUCAGUGCAACUUUUGUAUCUCUCAUAUCCUUUCUGUUCUAGUAGGAACCAUUAAAUAGAUCAAAUGGAUGCAUGUAACUCCAAAGUGGUAAUGAUGCUUUGAAAGGUUCAUUGCAAUGCUAUGAAAAAUGAAAUUGAAAACUCAGAACUCCUGAAAAAUUUCAAGUAUAGGUUAUCAAUCAAAUGUGAGGAUGUAUUGUAAUAAAAAUUGUUUGCAAAACAUUCAUAAAUAGUAUAAUAAUGUUUGCUUUGUAAAGAGAAGUCCAAGUGCACUAAUCAGAAUGGAAAUGUUUAUGUAUUUAUCUGUAUAUUUGCAACUUGCAUAGUUUAAAAUACAUUUUUACUUGUUUAAAUUAUAAGACCGAAAUGUCUUCCAAAUAGAGGCAUUGAACAAAUA
Messenger RNA from Thrips palmi, 4310 nucleotides. Its product is annotated as phosphatase and actin regulator 2. Gene Ontology annotation, biological process: actin cytoskeleton organization. Gene Ontology annotation, molecular function: actin binding. The coding region runs from base 1 to 1638 and encodes 545 amino acids. The record is from RefSeq and is a predicted model, not a curated record. Lineage: Eukaryota; Metazoa; Arthropoda; Insecta; Thysanoptera; Thripidae. The transcript has 10 exons.